This is a messenger RNA of Myxozyma melibiosi, 1704 nucleotides long. Its product is annotated as nuclear protein DGCR14. Lineage: Eukaryota; Fungi; Ascomycota; Lipomycetes; Lipomycetales; Lipomycetaceae. The transcript has a single exon. The coding region runs from base 207 to 1661 and encodes 484 amino acids. The record is from RefSeq and is a predicted model, not a curated record. Gene Ontology annotation, cellular component: catalytic step 2 spliceosome.
GAAAAUAUCUGGGCGAGUUCUUUUUACGUGUGGCGCACGUGUGCUUUCUUUUCUCCCAACUACGAAGUCUGCCUUACAGCUGUAUCAGUGAUAUUCACGAUUUCACUUGAUCACUCAACUUCAAAAACGGCAUAAUACCGUCUCCCUUGCCUCGAUCCUUGGUUUGAGCUUUUUAAUUUUCUGUUGAUACAUACUUGGACGAUUACAUGUCUCUUAUACGCAAAGAAUCAGCGGAACAGAGCGAAUCCAAUAAGCAGUUGCAACUUUCUGGGGUUGCCGAUAAAACCUCAUCUCGACCAGAAAAUGUCAUUGAAGAAGAUGCUUAUGUUGAUUCAGUAUCUAAUAUUCUGAAGCGAGAUUACUUUCCGGACUUGGUGAUUUUGGAAUGUCAAGGAGCUUUGCUCGACGCCCUAUCUACUGGCGAUGACUUCCGUGCGACAAGAUUGAAGAAACGGCUGGAGCGCCUCGAGGCUCCUGAUGGAGUCAGAAAAGAGUUCAACCGGCAGCUGAAGAAGCGGAAGCGGCUGCAGGCUGUUUGCGAGAAAGAGAGAUAUAUGCGACAUCUCACACCGAAAAAUUCACACCUGCUAAGCCCGCGGGCAGAUACUCCGCGAUUCAACGAAAGUGGGUUAGAUGCCAAGCUUGACUUCGACUCAGCUGAAGAUGAUUCCGAGCUUGAGGAGGAUGAUAUGGGUGAAGACACCGAACCUUCCGAUCGUCUCGAUUCCAAUGGUGAAGCGAGCGGUGACGCGAGAUUAAAUAUAUCAGAUCUAUCGCUCUCAUUGGACCAGUUUCAGAAAAAAUAUACCUCUGAGGACAAUGAAUCAUUCCAACACCUACUAGAAAGUCGAAAUAAGUUGAAUCGAGAGAAAUAUCACUGGCAGUGGAAUGGCAAUAAGAUUGCCGGCGCAAGAAGUACAGCCUAUCUGGAAAAUGGGCCAGCGUCUGCGGAUGCCUCGAUACAUGAGAGAAGCAUCACUAUGGCCGAUAAUCGUCCAAAUGCACCGAUGAUCAAAUAUUCUGGCGCCCGAAACGACCUAUUGUUUAUACCGGCUACUGGACAUCUUUCUCAAACCGCCCUAACAGCAGCUGCACACAAAAAGAUCAAAACAGUGAACACCCGGUUUGACUCAGAGGUUUCUACCGAUACAGGAUAUUCAAAUGCGAUUGAGCGGAUAUCUUCUCCGAGCGUAUCUAUCAGUUCCAUGAACAGCUCACCAAACGUCCGAGGAUAUUCUUUUGUUGCUGGUGCGGCAUCGCCGUCACCAUCAGAGUUAGGUGCUCCGCCGAUGACCUGGGGUAGCGUGCCGUCAACACCUAUCCGCUCACAAUUCAGACUAGCGGAAACACCUCUGCGCGACGAAUUACAUCAGAGGCUUCUUGCCAAGAAGUCCAGGCGACCAACCACUGAAAGGAAAGGACCAAUAUUGCGCAACAGUUCGGAGUCAAUUCCAAAGUUUCAAAGUGGACGCAAUCUACAUCGUACGAUUCUGACGCCCGCUGGAGAAAGACUUCUUAGUAGCAUAUCCAGCUCUAGACGUCCUACGGACCACCAAGCGAGUCAUUCAUACGGAAAUUCAAAGGCCUACGAAUUGUCAGAUGUGGCGAAGAAAAGAGCCGUGGUGACUCCGAGCAUGACGAAGCAUGCUAGAGAAUCGUAGUCGAUUCUUCUACGGAGUAUUAGGAGCACACUUGUAUUUACCU